GGAGAAUUGGACCGGGAAUUUCUCAAGUGACCGCCUGGACCCUUUCUUGGCCGCGGAUGCCCACCCACCACCGCUUAUCCCCCCUUCGUCCCUCCCCAGCACCGCCGCGGCUGAUGAAAAGCCCCGACGACCCCUCAGGCUUCUGGUUUUUGGAUGCGGGCGUGCUAACGGCCAGCUAGUCGCGCCCAGCUUGCGCCAAUGGAAGAUGCAAGCGACAGCAAAGGCGUGGCACUCUCGCUGGACAAUAAUGAGCAGCUCUCGGGCCGAGUGCGCUCGGGAAGCGCAAGCAGCGGACACAAGCGCAGCUCCUCAGGCUCGCUGCUGUCGCGUCUUUCCUUUCUCAGAAUGAUUCAAGCGACCCAGAAUACCCCGGAACGAAGCCAUUCGGGCAUCGAGCCCGAUGACGGCGGCGAUUUUGGCUCCGGCUUGCGAGGAGGAAGGGCCAUGUCGAAUGCGAUCCAACAACACCGACGAACGCGCAGGAGAAGGGGCUCUCUACGAAAGACCGCUUUGCUAGGCACACGGCUCGAUUAUCGGGACAAGAAGCAGGCCAGGCUACCAGCAGAUGUUCUACGGACCGACCUCAACGGACAACCACAACGACCAGGCCCUUCUCCCCUCCCCUCCGAUCCUCAAAUACGCCCCUUCGUCGAUACAACCUCCCCUGAUAGCGAAACCAUCACCCAGCAAAGCCCGAACCAACAAGACCGUGGAGGAAACAGUACGUGGACACUCAUGGAUGCACCACAACGGACCCGGAAUGCGGCUGCUUCGCAUCGUCAGCAGAAUCAAUCUAAAGAAAGCAUCCUCGGCGAUGAGAUGAUGAUCACCGACGAUGAAGACCUCAUCUCCUUCACUCGCUCCAAUAGCCCGAACACUGCCAUUGCUGCCGCUGCGACGACCGCCGGGCUCCACCUCCCCACUGCCUCGUCCAGCUCCGAUUCGUACUACGCCUUACAGGCCGAUUCGACAUACCGACCCAUCCACCGUGCCAAAUCGCCGUUAGCAACACACUCCGUCGACAUUGCCAGUACCUCCGAGAUCACAUGGGACUACUCGGAGACGGAAUGGUGGGGCUGGAUCAUACUGAUUGUGACAUGGCUGGUUUUCGUGGUCGGGAUGGGGAGUUGCUUUGGUGUAUGGAGCUGGGCGUGGGAUGUCGGUGAGACACCUUACGCGCCUCCGGAGCUCGAAGACGACCCGACGUUACCAAUUGUCGGGUACUAUCCUGCGUUGAUUGUGUUAACGGCCGUGAUGUCGUGGGUAUGGGUGGUUGUUGCAUGGGUUGGGAUGAAGUAUUUCAAGCAUGCUAAUAUAUCCGGGGAAGAUAUAUGAAUGCUUUGUUUUUGUUCUUUUCGACGAAUCUUCUUUCUCUGUUAUGUAGCUGCGCGCUACAUAUCCCCUUUUUCCUUUGGUUCUGUGUAUAUAUGGUUUAGCGGGUCGGGAUGGAGUUUGAGUCUCGAUAUCGUGGUAAUAAAUAAUUUACUGGCUAGGAAGAAAAAGAGGAUUAUAAUAA
Aspergillus ibericus CBS 121593 is the source of this 1516-nucleotide messenger RNA. RefSeq names its product PIG-Y family protein. Bases 199 to 1335 code for a protein of 378 amino acids. The transcript has a single exon. NCBI's taxonomy places the organism in Eukaryota, Fungi, Ascomycota, Eurotiomycetes, Eurotiales, Aspergillaceae. The record is from RefSeq and is a predicted model, not a curated record.